Capronia coronata CBS 617.96 is the source of this 1002-nucleotide messenger RNA. RefSeq lists its product as uncharacterized. The transcript has 3 exons. The coding region runs from base 1 to 1002 and encodes 333 amino acids. Lineage: Eukaryota; Fungi; Ascomycota; Eurotiomycetes; Chaetothyriales; Herpotrichiellaceae. Gene Ontology annotation, biological process: superoxide metabolic process. The record is from RefSeq and is a predicted model, not a curated record. Gene Ontology annotation, molecular function: metal ion binding; superoxide dismutase activity.
AUGAUCACCCGACCCCAGGCGCGGCCGCAGUCUCUACUGCGAGCCAUCGUCAAACAAGCUCAGUCUUCUCGUCCCCGACCUCAGCGCCGAAGCUUGCACAGUGUCCCGCAGUGGGCAGACUCGAAGAAACAGCAACGGUUCGCCCAACAUGGCGUUCCAGGCUUUCUCUCCCCGAACACAUACAACGAGACAUACGUGAAAUACACUCAACAUCUUUGCGAUCGGUUAAAUGAAUGGACCCAAGGCACGCCUGACGAGUCGACGUCUGCUUUCGAUCUGCAUGCCAUCAACGCACACAAGCCCGAACGAGCCGCACUUUACAACCAUGCUGCCAUGGCUAACCACACGCAUUUCUUCUGGGAGUCGCUGACCGACGCCGAAGAUCCGGUCGAGCGUCGUCCCGGUCUGAAUACAAUGCGAUCAAUAGAGAUGGACUAUGAGUCGGUCGACCACCUGCGGUCCGAGUUUCUCGAAAUUGCCGACGCCAUGUUCGGCAACGGCUUCGUCUGGUUGAUGAAGCCACCCACCCCCGGCGGACUUACCAUUCUGGCCACAUACAAUGCUGGCAGUCCCUAUUCGGAAGCUGCCCCACGCAGAGACAGCCGCGACAUGGCGACCUACGACGGCCGCCAGCUUGCAGCACAGCUCUCCGGCCGAGGCGGACUCGGCGCGGGAAGUCUGGAAGAACGCACGUUAGGCCGCGGAGGCGGACUCGGUGUUGCUGGCGCAUUCGGUGACUUCAGCUCCGCCCGAGCCAAUCUGUAUGCCGGUGCCCUGAACGCCCAGCCCAUUCUGUGCGCCAAUGUCUGGCAGCACCAGUACAUUCCCGAUUGGGGUGUGCUGGGUAAACGGGCGUAUUUGACGGCCUGGUGGGAUCACAUUGACUGGCAAAUGGUCGAGCGACGGCACUCCAUGUACGAGACCGAAGGCGAGAGAUUUGCGCCCAACAGGAACGCCCGGCCUUACGCGAAUGUCAUGGAUGCUGUGACCAGAGCUAUGUGA